AUGAAGCUCUUUCUGCCUCUUCUGUUGGUUGCCAUCGCUGGCAUGGAGUUUGCCCAAACGUUGAAGUGUUACACCUGCCAUGAACCUACAUCAUCCGAGAAGUGCAUGAAGAUCCAGAAGUGUGGUAAGAAUGAAACCAUGUGCAAGACAACCAUGUAUUCCUUGGAGGAAGUUUAUCCUUUUGUGGGACUCUCAACUGUCACCAAGAUGUGCUCUUCGGUCUGCAGCCCAUCUGAUGUGGAUGGGAUUGGCAUGACGCGCCCCGUCUCCUGCUGUUACUCCAACCUGUGCAACAUUGAUGGUGCAGCUAGUUUGAGAAUCAGCUUUGUGCCAGUUGGGAUGUUAGCAAGCGCUGUAUGUGGUCUCUUCUGGUCUAGAUUGUGA
Molecule: messenger RNA, 384 nt
Organism: Centrocercus urophasianus (Greater sage-grouse)
Lineage: Eukaryota; Metazoa; Chordata; Aves; Galliformes; Phasianidae
Product: ly6/PLAUR domain-containing protein 2-like
Exons: 3
Coding region: 1-384 (127 amino acids)
Molecular function (GO): acetylcholine receptor inhibitor activity
Source: RefSeq, a predicted model, not a curated record